Messenger RNA from Trematomus bernacchii (emerald rockcod), 465 nucleotides. RefSeq names its product ATP-binding cassette sub-family E member 1-like. NCBI's taxonomy places the organism in Eukaryota, Metazoa, Chordata, Actinopteri, Perciformes, Nototheniidae. Gene Ontology annotation, biological process: translational initiation; ribosomal subunit export from nucleus; translational termination. Gene Ontology annotation, molecular function: ribosomal small subunit binding; iron ion binding; ATP binding. The transcript has 4 exons. The record is from RefSeq and is a predicted model, not a curated record. Bases 180 to 419 code for a protein of 79 amino acids.
GGCCCCCUCGCGCCAUCUUUCAGCCGGCUCGAGAAGAACACGUUGCUGAAAGAUUUCAUAACUUUUUCUCUCAAUAUUUCGCCUCGAAACAUCGUUUUUCUCCCGUUGUUUCUUCAACCGAGUAACGGGAGCAGAAGUGGGCUCCUCGGUGCUAGCGUCCAUCCUUCCAGCCUCCCAUCAUGGCGGAUAAAAACACCAGGAUCGCCAUCGUCAAUCAUGACAAAUGCAAACCUAAAAAAUGUCGUCAGGAGUGCAAGAAGAGCUGCCCGGUGGUCCGCAUGGGUAAGCUGUGUAUCGAGGUGACUCCUCAGAGUAAGAUCGUCUGGAUCUCUGAGUCUCUGUGUAUAGGCUGCGGCAUCUGCAUCAAGAAAUGUCCGUUUGGAGCGCUGUCGAUCGUCACCUGCCGAGUAAUCUGGUGAAGGAAACCACACACAGAUACUGCGCCAACUCCUCAACUGCAAACCG